AUGUCGGCUCAAGCCCCCCAUCCCACCGUCCUCAUCCCAGGGCCAGUUGAAUUCGACGAUGCUGUGCUGCAGUCCAUGUCGACCUAUGCCGAGAGCCACGUUGGCCCGGCGUUUGUGAAGAUAUUUGGUGAAACGUUGACCCUGCUUCGACAGUUGUUCCAAACCAAAGCGUCGACCUCACAGCCAUUUGUGAUCUCUGGCUCCGGAACCCUUGGCUGGGACUUUGUUGCGUCGAACCUGGUCGAGCGUGGUGAGAAUGCCCUGGUGCUCCAUACCGGCUACUUUGGUGACUCCCUCGCCGCGUGCCUACAAACUUACGGCGUGAACGCAACCCAGUUGAAGGCCCCAAUUGGUGAGAGGCCGUCUCUUGAGGAGAUAGCAAAGGCUCUACAGGAGCGUGACUACAAGGUCCUGACCGUUACGCAUGUUGACACCUCGACCGGUGUAUUGAGCGACAUCAAGGCUGUCACGGAAGUUGUCCGAAAGGUCAGCCCCAACACACUGGUAGUCGUCGACGGUGUUUGCUCUGUGGGCUGCGAGGAGAUUGCCUUUGACGAAUGGGAUCUUGACGUAGUCCUCACAGCUGGCCAGAAGGCCAUCGGCUGCCCACCUGGGUUGAGCAUCCUGAUGCUCUCCGGCCGUGCCAUGGACCGAACAAAGAACAGAUCUUCCCCGCCAGCAAGUUAUUACGCUUCGAUCCAGAACUGGCUGCCCAUCAUGCAAAACUACGAAGCAGGAAAGCCAUCAUACUUUGCUACCCCUGCCACUCAACUGGUCCGCGCACUGCAUACCUCACUCACCCAGAUCACCUCCAAGCCCCUUGCAGACCGUUUCGCGGUGCACCGAGCCGCAUCUCAGCGGGUGAAGAAGGCCGUGUCUGAUCUGGGCCUCGAGCAGCUGGCAACCAAGGAGGAGAACCAAGCAAAUGCCAUGACGGCCAUUCGUUUGCCAGAGGGUUUGACGCCACCUGACGUCCUCCCAAAGCUCUUCCAGAAGGGCCUAGUGUUUGCCGGUGGAUUGCACAAGGAGAUCGCUUCUAAAUACAUUCGAUUCGGCCACAUGGGCGUUAGCGUGACAGAUCCCCAGCGCGACGAUAUUGAUAAAGCCCUUGCUGCUCUGAAGGAGGUGUUUGAAGAAGGGAAGAAGUGA
Molecule: messenger RNA, 1149 nt
Organism: Arthroderma uncinatum
Lineage: Eukaryota; Fungi; Ascomycota; Eurotiomycetes; Onygenales; Arthrodermataceae
Product: alanine-glyoxylate aminotransferase
Exons: 2
Coding region: 1-1149 (382 amino acids)
Cellular component (GO): peroxisome
Molecular function (GO): L-serine:pyruvate transaminase activity; L-alanine:glyoxylate transaminase activity
Source: RefSeq, a predicted model, not a curated record